AUGUUUAAUUUUUGGUCAAAACCCGAUCCUAAAGAUGAACAACGCGAGGUAGAUCGCCAGUUACGAAAAGUCGGUAGGGACAUUGAAAGGGAUCGUAGGCAAAUUGAAAGAGAUGAGAAGAAAUUGGAAUUAGAAAUCAAGAAAUUAGCCCGAGAGGGUAACAACGACGGAUGUCGGUUAUUGGCGAAGCAGCUGGUCCAGCUGCGAAAACAGAAGCAGCGCUCCUAUGCUGCCGGCAGUAAGGUCCAAGGAAUAUCUUUCCAAAAUAAAGCGAUGGGGGCUAACGUAAAAUUAGCGGAUGCGAUGGGAACAGCGGGAAAAACCAUGUCGGAUAUGAACAAGCUUAUGAAACCGGAACAAUUAGCAGCUACGGUUAAUGCGUUUUCUCGAGAGAAUAUGAAGAUGGAAAUGACAGAUGAAAUGAUAAACGACACGUUGGAUGACAUGUUAACGGAAUCCGGGGAUGAGGAGGAAAGUGAUAACAUUAUCACUCAGGUAUUGGAUGAAAUUGGCAUCGAAAUAAGUGGGAAGAUGGCUUACGUUCCUAAUCCCGAUUCUGGAAAAAUCGGGGAAGGUUCCAAAUCCAAAGGUCUUACCGAUGAGGAAAUUGAAGCAACGUUAGCAAAACUGAGAGGUUGAUUAUUGUAAUAAGCAGCUACACACGUAUUAAUAAAAUUCCAAGAGUUUCUAUUGUUAUAAGUAUUGCACAGUUAUUGUUAUAUAUUUAUAUGCUACCGUAGGUACUUUUUUUUAAUAAAAUAUCAAGUAAAAUAAAUAAAAUCUUUAUUAAAAGAAAAUGUAUGACAUA
Molecule: messenger RNA, 808 nt
Organism: Anoplophora glabripennis (Asian longhorned beetle)
Lineage: Eukaryota; Metazoa; Arthropoda; Insecta; Coleoptera; Cerambycidae
Gene: CHMP2B
Product: charged multivesicular body protein 2b-B
Exons: 5
Coding region: 1-639 (212 amino acids)
Biological process (GO): protein transport; late endosome to vacuole transport; endosome transport via multivesicular body sorting pathway
Cellular component (GO): ESCRT III complex; multivesicular body
Source: RefSeq, a predicted model, not a curated record